UUUUAAAUAUCCACAAAGUCCAGUAUAUUGACAGUAAGGCACACCUUGAGCAAUAUUUCCCCAGUCUAAAUCCUAUAGAAAGUUUAUUUCAGUAAGCUUUAGUUUGGUACAUUAAUAUUAUCUUCCUCCACCCGGACAUCAGCUCAUGCUUUCCUCUUUCAGGAGGGGGCACAAUUGCACGUGCGCGCGCUUCCUGUUUUCAACAGGCGUCACUUCCGGGAAUUCCUAUAGGCGAUGUGUAAUCAGCGGUGGAGGAAUUAGAGUUGGUCGUGUAAAAGAUUUAGCGCUUCUUGUAACGUGUUUAACGAAUUAAUGGCUCGUUAGCGGUUUUAUUUACAAUUUUAAAUGGUGUAUUUCCAGGCUGUCUUGUGGAAGUGAGCCUGGAAGUCACGUUAUGAAGCGGAAGUCGUUUGUAUGAAAAGCGAAUAUAAAACCUGCUUUACCCGUCAUCCAUUUUUUUCUCAUCCAGGAUUCCGGUCAACAUGGCGAAAUGUCAGCGGAUUACACUGUAAAUCUUCAUUAACCCAGCGCAGAGGUAAUGGGCGCAGACAGUGAUGCAGGUGCUUCUCCAGCUGUGCCUUGGCGUAAAGUGCUGUAUGAGCGCCAGCCGUUCCCUGACAACUACGUGGACCGCCGCUUCCUAGAGGAGCUUCGACGCAACAUCAGAGUGCGUCGGUACAGCUACUGGGCAGUGGUUCGAGAAACCGGGCUGGUAUCUCAGCAGCUCUCGUGCGUGGCCCUGUUCCUCACGCUGUGGUCUUACAUGGAGCAGGGAAAUGUGGGUCCUUUGACGCUGCUUUGGACAGGCCUGGGAUGCUCGGUGCUGGGCUACACGCUCUAUGAGGCUCUGGGAGGAGGGAUCGACCGAGAACGGACACGCUGUGCCGACCUGCAGAGCGCUGCCGUGUUCAUGGCGUUUACCUUCGGUUUCUCGCCAGUGCUCAAGACGUUGACCGAGUCUGUGAGCACGGAUACGGUGUACGCCAUGUCCGCUGGCAUGCUUAUCGCACACUUGGCGUCUUUCCCAUACACACAGCCGAGCCUGCCAGGCAGCCUUUCGCUCAACGCUGCGCUCUUCGCCUCUGUGUGCUUGGCAUCGCGCCUGCCCGGGACCCUGCACACCUUCGCUAUGCUGAGCUGCGCCCUGCUCGUCUUCGCACUCUGGCCGUGUCUGCUGCAGCGACUGAGACGCACGGCUGAGUGGACUUUCCCCUGGGCGGCCGGGAUGGUGUGCGUGUGUGGAGUUGUUGGUGUUGGUACUUUGUGGCCCGCUGGAGCUCUUCUCCUGUUUCUAGCUCUAGUAAUACUAACGUUGGUGUGUCCGCUGCUGCUGGUGCGUCUACAGAGGCACAAAGACAACAUCCAUGGGCCGUGGGACGAGGCUGAGAUCAGCGAUGACCUGUCCCGCUUUCUGAGUUGAUGUGAAUGUGGAUGUCACAGGAUAUCUUCCAUAUGUCUGGUCUUUAAAUUCUACACUGCCUGUUUUGGGCACUGAUGCAAAAAGGGCUGCUCGUGUUGUAUGUUUAGCACUUUUACAUGAAACCUCAGGUUAAGCACUAUUUUAGGGACGGACUGCUCGUUUUACGAAACAACUAUUCGUUUAUUCACUAAAGUUCUAAAUAAGUAACACAAGGCGCAACCAAUAACUGGAGCAGUAUUUCUUAAAAUGUGUUAUUAAAAAGCUACUCUGAAAUAUGAUUAAUAAUAUGUUAAUAAGUGUUUUAUUUAUUGUACAUGUAAUAAAGAUUAUAUAUUCAAGGUCCCAACAAAGUGAAUCUUUUAACCAUACAUCCAAAAGAACAUGAACAUGAUGAUGGGAGGGGGAAUUUAUGUAGAGACAAAGAUUUUUCUACCUGAAUAAUUUGAGAAAUCGUUUAGGAAGCACGUAGGAAUGAAGGCUGUAACCACUGGCUAGGUCUAGCUUGAAAACGUCAGGUAUCAAAGUGAAGAGCUGCCUGUGCUGCGAUGAGGGAUAAAAGAAAAGACAGCAGGUUUGGUAGAGGAGUGCUGUUAGUAUGAAGAGAGAUGAUAGUCUUUGGGUCCAAGCAUUACAUUGACUGUGAUGGCGCUAGCCUGAGAAACCACACCUAGUUCCUAUGUUCUGAUGGAGAGAUGGAAAAAAAACCCCACAUGAAUAUACACUUAUUUACUCAGUGGACAGCUUUGCCAUAUACAGUAUACCAGACAAUGACUGUACAGUAUAUAUGAACAGACAACGGUGUCAUUUACACCCAUUGUGUGCUUUUGAAGCCUAAAUUAGUUCGAACUGAAAACCACCAUGGCCUGUACUCUCAGUAAGAGCUUCAGGUGAGUAUUGGAAAGAUUUUAGAGCUUAGACCGACUGAGCUACCGUUUACGAGCUAGCUGACGUUAUGUAAUCGUUCUGUACCUUUAACCCUCUACUGCAUGAUUUAUCACAUUUACAUUAAAUAAAU
Molecule: messenger RNA, 2435 nt
Organism: Ictalurus furcatus (blue catfish)
Lineage: Eukaryota; Metazoa; Chordata; Actinopteri; Siluriformes; Ictaluridae
Gene: pigc
Product: phosphatidylinositol glycan anchor biosynthesis, class C
Exons: 2
Coding region: 539-1420 (293 amino acids)
Biological process (GO): GPI anchor biosynthetic process
Cellular component (GO): glycosylphosphatidylinositol-N-acetylglucosaminyltransferase (GPI-GnT) complex; membrane
Source: RefSeq, a predicted model, not a curated record